Messenger RNA from Juglans microcarpa x Juglans regia, 1418 nucleotides. Its product is annotated as LOB domain-containing protein 24-like. The transcript has 3 exons. The coding region runs from base 762 to 1277 and encodes 171 amino acids. Lineage: Eukaryota; Viridiplantae; Streptophyta; Magnoliopsida; Fagales; Juglandaceae. The record is from RefSeq and is a predicted model, not a curated record.
AGCCCACCUUCCAAAUAUCUACGCCAGUUGCUUAGGAGUAGGCUAAUUUAUGGCUCGUUUGGAUGAUGAGAUAAGACGGUUUUAGAUGGGUUGAAUAAAAUAUUGUUAUAAUAUUAUUUUUUUAAUAUUAUUAUUAUUUUGGGAUUGAAAAAAGUUAAAUUGUUUAUUAUAUAUUGUAUGAAAAUUUAGAAAAAUUGUAAUGAUGACAUGAGAUGGGUUGAAGAUGUUUUUGUAUAGAAAACGGGACCUUAAUUCGCCCAUAACCAAUAGAGUUUGGACGUGUCAUAAGAUACUAGCCUUCUCUGUUUAGAAAGAUGGUGGGAAAAUCGAGACUAGAGUUCAUAAUAUAAUUGAGUUUUAAGGGCAAAAACUGAGGAAAGCCUGCAUGCACAAUUGCACAUAAGCAUCAGCUUAUUCUCAUCAAAAUUAACUGUCAGGAACAAUAUUGUUCGGGGUGUUCUUCAGUUGUUUUACUCGACAAAAUCAGCACUUUGGUAUCUCAAAACACAUCAAAAGCAGUUCCAGAAACAGCGUAAGAAAUGGCUGAUUAUUUCAUCAUCCACAUCUCUGUCUCAUGUCUCAACAGCUAGUGCAUGGGAUGCGAGGAAACGCGCUCUACGCCGUAUGGCUUGUGUUCAUCACGCAACGACCCGCAUAGGUGCCCCUGACAGUGCUACCCGCCGAGUAGGUCUGGUGCUCGUAGUUUUCAGGCGGGGUUUUGGACUAGUGGAGGAUGAUGGGUUUGACGAUUUUGGAGGAAGAUGGUGGUCUUCCUGCGGUUGAGAACAAAGUUGGAAGGAAUUUGUUUGAAUGGAGGAUUCAUAUAUGCUUGCAAAUACUUGAGAAGAAGAUGCCCUUCACAUUGCAUUUUCUCUCCCUAUUUCCCUCCCAAUGAUCCUCAAAGAUUCGCUUGCGUUCACAGAAUCUAUGGUGCUAGUAAUGUUGGAAAGAUGCUCCAGCAACUGCCACCACAUCUCCGAGCUCAAACGGCGGAUACUUUGUAUACGGAAGCAAAAUGUCGUAUUCAAGACCCUGUUUAUGGAUGUGUUGGUAUCAUCUCUCACUUACAUCAACAAAUACAUAUUGCAGAAAGCCAGCUAGCUAAAACCCAAGCUGAAAUUGCAGUUCUCAAUUCCAUUGCGCGUGAAGCCCAGGUUCAGGAAAUUGAAGCCGAUUCCAACUUCUUCAACGAUUUAUUGCCGGAAGAGAUCAGUGCUGCUGGCCUGAGGUCCUAUGGCUAUGGCCCUCGUUCCACUCAAGCUUUUAGGUUUAAUUAAGCAGAAUUUGUUUCAAAUGAUGAAUAAUGGUUUGGUUUUUUUAAACCGACUUGUACAUCUUUCAAAUUAAUAUUGGUCACUGGUUCACUCAAAUAAAGACUUUCCUGUUGCCAAAAGGGGAAAAAAAGGGUCUUGAAUUUA